AUGUUUAAUUGGCCAUUGUCCAUUUCUCCUGCAACAUUAAAAUCUGUCAAAUCAUUAUCGCCGUCAACAUCUUCAUCAUUUAGUCGAACAUUUCUUCAUAAUAUCACUCGUUCUCCAUUUUAUCAUUCAUUUACAUCACUUGACAAAACGAAAUUAUGGAGCAAAUUUUAUGUGGAUGAUGAAGAAAAUGUCCAAAAAGUAUUGGAUGCAGUAUCGGUGGAUCAAAAAGUGAUCACAGAUCCGCAUUUAAAUCGACGGCGUCGUACGGUGAUAGUUACCCGUAACAAUGAUGAACCAUUUGGUUUUACUCUACAAACAUAUUUGCUGAAACGAAAAGGUGAUGAUGUGCCUUCGAAAGUAACUUACGUAGAUUACGUUCAACUUGAUAGUCCAGCUGCUAAUGCUGGUAUUCGCGCAGGUGAUGUAAUCAUAUCGAUAAAUGGCCAUGUUGUAACAGAGAUGAGUCAUGAGGAAUUGGUGAAAUUAAUUGGUUCAUUUCAUCAAAUGCGAAUGAUUGUUAUUUUUGAAAAUAUUCGACAGCGUGUCGAAUUGGUUGCUCGAGCGAUUAAAUUGCGCAAAAUUUUGAACGAUAAAUUAUAUCAGUUGAAUUUGAUUGAUAUUGAAGAGCAAAAAAUUUUAAAUAGAGCAUAUUUACGUUCAUUAUCACUGAACAAAAUAAAACAUUCACUAACGAAUUCGCUAUCAUCAGCUGAAACAUUGUCCGCUUCAUCUGUUAACUCGACCCCUUCAAACAUUAGUGGAAUUGUAAAUGACGCUGAGCGUAGUAUCAUUCGAGUACCAACGAUAACAUCAUUAAAUAAUGGAAUAAUUGAAAUUAGCAGAUAUCCGUUAAUGAGACGAACAAUGGAAAGAUCAAAUCUUGCGGAAAUUUCCAAUCCGAAGCAAUUCAUAAAUUUACGAUCGAAUUCUGGAGACUCAAAUAUUACGAAUAUCGGAAUGGAAUUCUUGCCAGUUCAACGAAUUUGUUGUUACGAGUCUGAUUUAGAACAUAUUGAUCGUAUUAGCUUAUCAUCAUCAUGUGAUACAGGACAAACUAUUGAUUCUCUCGGUUAUUUUAAUAAUUCCCGUGAUAAUGAUACUAGAAAUGUUAGUAGCAAUAGCAAUAGUUAUAUUAUCACUGAAAAUGUUGAUAAUGGUGAUAAUGAUAGUGAUAGUAAUAGUGAUGAUAAUCAUACUGCUAUCGGUGAUGAUUAUGUUGGUACUAGUGAUGAUAUUGAUAACGAUGAGAUUAAUGUCUUUAAUCCUGUUGUAUUACCGGAUGGUGUAACAACGGCAACAACAGCGGGACCAAUUUCAAUAUCAGAACCAAUGUUCGAUUCUAUAGCUUUGAAUCAUGUAAUUAUGUUGGAUGAUGAUGUUAACAGUGGUGAGGAUGACGAUGAUAAUGAUAAAAUAAAGAUUUUAAAAUUAUAG
Messenger RNA from Cercopithifilaria johnstoni, 1434 nucleotides. Lineage: Eukaryota; Metazoa; Nematoda; Chromadorea; Rhabditida; Onchocercidae. The record is from the annotation of a GenBank genome assembly.